CCACAAACCACAACUUAUCAUUGCCUCUCAAACCUUCUAACCAACCCCCUAUUCAUCCCAAAAUAUCCAAAUCUCCAAAUCUCCAAAUCUCCAAAUACUUGUCGAUGACUUCAAAAAAAUGUAUCUGCAGUAAAUUCAUAAUACUUUAAAAAUUCCAUUUGACCCAUCUGCGAACUCUCUCCCCCCCCCAAAGAAAUUACUCUGGCUAAUCCCGCCGUUUCCCAUCCAUCAUUGUUUGCGUAGUCCUAAACUUUUAUUCUUGACAACUUCCUUUGUUCGAAUGUGUUUGCGCCUUUGCGCCAACAUCAUUAACCCUUACGUUCGAGAACGAGAUCGACUCAACUGUACAACGAAUUAUCAGAUUGCCAUCAAAUGAACGCCCGGUGGAAGAUUACAAAGGCUUAUUGAGAGUGUAGUGCGUGGGGUCAAAAAAGGCGUAUGUAUAUGGUGGUGGUGCUGGACAACGAAUCGCAAACAUGGACCUUCGUUCAAUCAUCAAUACGGAAAAUGGCGAAGGGGGACGAUCCAAACAAAAUGCGCCUACGCCGGUAACUCCAAUCCAGACGGGUCCCCCAUUAGGACAAAUCUAUAGGAAUUAUAGUCAUUCGUCGCAGGUCUCGCCAGGUCCGGGCAAACAUGGCUCACAAUCACAAGAGUACGGUUCACAAAAUGGUGGGCCUCAUGCAUCGCCAACUACCUAUCAAGCAGCUCAUCUAAAUCGUCCGCCUCCUCCCACUCCCAUUCAAGCCCCUCCUCCGAACGACCUUCGUUCUCCAACGGGUUCAUAUUCGGCCCCCUCUCCAUAUCGGCAUACCCCUAGUUCAUCAAUUAGUGUUCCCGGUGCUCAAUACCCAUUCCCGCAAAGUCUCCAAAACCCACAAAGUCCUGCUCAACGUCAUCAUUAUCCCCCGACCUUUCAACAGUCUCGAAGAGAAAGUUACUCACAACCCACUCCACCUUCUCAUCAACAACAAUAUAAUUCACAGAUUCAAGGAUCGCCCGCUCCUCCACAAACACCACCGAUUGGAAUUCCAGGGGCGACACAUCCCUAUCUUCAACAUCAAAGAUCACAAUCUUCACUUUCGAAUUCUACACCCACGUCAGCGCAUAGUCAGCAGCAGCAAUAUCAAAACCAAUUCACUCGGGAUAUUCCCAUCGCCACAAAUCAAUUACCACCAAAUCCAUUUCCAAUUCAGCAUCAGCGACAACAAUCUCAACAAUCUCACCCCGGCACACCUCUAGGUCCUCCUCUAGGUCCUCCUCUACAACCACAGCGCCAAUCAUCUGGCGGGUUCGCACAACCUACAAGUCCCUAUCAACAACGGGGAGUGCCCAUAAGCUCUUUUACCGGUACUCAUUUCAAUCAAAUAUCUCCUGCCCCCGCGAACGCUUCGAUCCCACCUCGAUUGCCGACCACUCCACGAAGCGCUUACGACUCCCAAAGAACAUCAACAAGCUCCACGCAACAGCGAUCUAUGGUCGAAAGAGAAAGGAGUCUCAGCGUGAGUCCCAAAACGCGUUUACCCAGCCAAACGAGAGGAAGUUCUAUGGUUCAACAGCAACCGGAAGAAUAUAAUAAUUCAACGAAACGCAAACUGGAGGACCGGGAAAUGUCUUUUGAAGCACCACAACGGGGUGAGCAAUACGAUGUUAAGCCAGAAAUCAACGGCGAUCAUCAAGUCAGCUCUGCCGCUGCUUCGUCCCCUCAGCAACCACCCAGAAAGAGAACUCGAUACACCGAGCCGCCGAUAUGGGCCCGAAGUGCCAAAGGAAUAAAGGGCUUAGGACGUAAGAUCAACGGAAGACAUCAAACUCCUCAACCUUCAGCGCAGGUUCCGCCCGUUACAUUAAUAAAGCCAGAAAUUAAUGGGACGCGCCAAGCAUCACCAGCGAUUCCUCGACCUGCAGGGAAUGAUGUUGAUUGGGAUGGCCCUCUCGGCCCAUGGGAGCCGAGCAUAUCUGGCACUCAGCCACGUGCCGAGAUGACAAAGUUGGUGGCAGACUUUCUUUAUAUGAACGUCGUUAGUCGUGAGGACACACGGGAGUUGGCCAGUCGAGGCGUGGAGGUAGAAAUUGAAGCGAAGCUGGGGCAGCUUGUCAGUAAGGAGACGAACCAGCGACUGACUUUGCCGAUCCGUUCGGAAACAGUACUUAUGGAUAACCAGUUCAUUGCUUUCAAAAGCACAAUGACAGAGGUAUGUUGUAUAUAUUCCUUGGUAUCGCCAUGCUGACAUCAGUAAUAGUUCCAACAUAAAAAGCUAAAUGACUUUUUGAAUGAACGUGUUAAGGAUUGCUUUCCGAAUAAUCCCAGUCAGCCGAAACGACGAGUCAAGAUCGACUACUUACACCGACGGGAGACGGAUAAAUUUUAUGAGCUGCCUUCUUCAAUGCAUAGCACUUUACCUCCGGCUCUUCGGGCCUUGCUCAAUCCUCGUUAUACUGUCAAAGUUCGUGUCACUCACAAUCAGAAGACCGGCGAACCUUUGGCGAAGAUCAUCAAAGCUAGAGUGGCCGACAUGGAUAUCUUUUUUCCUAGUUUAAGUCUUGAUUGCCGAAUUAGUAUAAACUUCGAAAUGAAGUUUGACGGUGAAGUAGACGAACUAGUCUCUUCAAGUGACGGAGCUCAAAGGCCUGAUCGUAACAAGGAUCGUUUGAGUUACAAGCAAUCACAUUAUCAAGUAGACCUUACUCAAGUCACUCAAAGCUUGGUAUCAAAUGUGAGUUUUCUUUCUGCUUGCUCAUUAAAAUCCGCACUAACACCGGCAGAAUGUAACUCGAAGUGAAAAAGAACAUGAGCUUGAAGUCGAACUCUCAGCAGCAGCUGUCAUGGAUCAAGGUCUCAAAGCUAGGAAUGGCGAGCCAAAUGAUUACUUUAAGUUGGUGGAAGGUCUUAUCGACAAUGUUCGUUUAUUGGCAAGAACUGCUUCAGUCAACGCCUAGAAAAUCCCAUUUCGUUCAACUGCAUAACACCCCAAUUUACUCGCAAGGCUUUACUUUUUAAAUCAAGGCGUUUUAGGAUAGGGAAAAUUGAAUGGCAGCACAUUAUAACGUAUGUGUGGAAAGAUGGCAAUGAUAUUUAGGCGGCUAUUUUUUAUUUUCGGUUGAACAAAAGGAGGUUCCAAAUCUGAUUGUUGCACUUUUGGUUGCAUUUCUUUGCAUCAGUGGCUGCAUAUGAAGAAAACAUUAAUUUGUGGCUCACAACAAACGCGUCCCUCAAGUUUCUAUGCAGGUGGCCUCUAGGAGGCUAGAAUCCUGUGUUCUAUUAUGAAGAUGAUUCUGGGAUGAAUGAUUGGGAGAUGAACUAUGAUGAUGAUAGGAUGUAUGGAUGAAUAAUAGUACGAGCACAAGGAGGGGAAAAGGAGGGGAGGACUUUUAAACUAGCGCCUUUUCGCUAGUCAGAUACCUAUUGUUGUAAAUUCUACGUGUAAUAAUGUAUGUACUUAUCACCGGGUUUUUUCGUAUAUAGAUAGUUCUUCCAUUCGGAUAUUUUGUUCCAUAAGGUAACGACUAGGUUGGUAUGGGAAGUUUGAAAAGCGUUGGGCCUCAGCUGUUAGGCCAUUGCAGUGCGAAGAAUGAAAGAUUGUGUCUGAUAGGAUCAGUGUCUUUCAAGUCAUCGCUAGAGGUCUUAGUAGUAGGCAGUAGUCCAUAUUUCUCGAUCUG
Sclerotinia trifoliorum is the source of this 3660-nucleotide messenger RNA. The record is from the annotation of a GenBank genome assembly. NCBI's taxonomy places the organism in Eukaryota, Fungi, Ascomycota, Leotiomycetes, Helotiales, Sclerotiniaceae.